ACUGGCGGUAUAUCACGUGAAGCUAGAGAGAGACAGGAAGCCAGGAUGAGACGAGACAGAGAGAAAGGUCUUUAUACCAGCUCCAAAGACAGAUCUGGUGAUCGGGAUAAAAGCGAUGAUAGUAGUACAAGAGAAAGAGAAUGGGAGCGAGACAGGGACAGAGACAGAGGUAGAGGUCGAGACAGAAAAAGUGAGCGGAGGGACAGAGAUUCUGUGCGUAGAGAUAGAGAAUCAGAGCGGAGAGGUAGAGAUUGGUCAGAAACACCCAGCGUUCGAUUCAAAGAUGAACCAAGAACACCCAGCUUUAAGGUUAAAGAUACUCCAUCAAGAACAUCGUGGGACGAUGAUGAUCCUACGCCACCACGCCAUUCCAGCUGGGACUUGCCAACACCACGCACUUACAAUACGCAGGAGAACGGUGAGUGGUCAACACGCAGGCCUACACCAGCGCACCGUUACAACGUAUGGGCCAAGGAUCGAAAGCGCACCGGAGCAACCCCCUUGCCAGGCAAAG
Homalodisca vitripennis (glassy-winged sharpshooter) is the source of this 514-nucleotide messenger RNA. Its product is annotated as pre-mRNA-splicing factor ATP-dependent RNA helicase PRP16-like. The transcript is spliced from 3 exons. The record is from RefSeq and is a predicted model, not a curated record. NCBI's taxonomy places the organism in Eukaryota, Metazoa, Arthropoda, Insecta, Hemiptera, Cicadellidae. The annotation marks the transcript as partial.